GUACUGAUGCUGCUGGCGCUGACGGUAGAGAGAUUCAUCUCAGUAUGCUAUCCGGCAGAAGCUCGUAAUUUGUGCGGGGAAACACGGGCUCACCUCACCGUGUGUGUCAUCCCAGUGACCACGUUCCUUCUCAAUAGCCCUUACCUCUUCCUGGCCCACGUGGUCUCCUGCAGGAGCGACACAGGCGUGCUAGUACACAUGAAAGAAGUCAACAAGUGGCUGGUAGACUCACUCUGGUUCCAAGGAUACAAGUGGGUCCUGGAAGUCUCGUUUAAACUCAUACCAGCUAUCAUUCUCUUCUACCUAAACAUCCGAAUCAUACGGACAUACAAGGCUGUGUGCGAGAAGAGACGCAAGAUGACCAGCAAGGUCAGUGGAGAACAGCGUCGUCAGUUCGCUGAAGAAUCUCGUCUGAUGUUCUUGUUGGGUGGAACUUCGACUUUGUUCUUCGUGUGCAUGACUCCCAUGAUAGUUCUCUCAGUCACUAUCCACCAUGCAUGGCGCAAUUCACUCGCCUUUGAGGUGUUCCGGGCAGUGGCCAACGUCCUGGAAGUGACCAACUUCGCUGUUACCUUCUACAUCUACUGCCUUUUCUCCAAGGACUUCCGGGAGACCUUCCUGCGGACGCUGCGCUCGGCCAAGGAGAACUCCAUGGGUGCGUCCUUCCUGGGGUCUGUGUCCGGUCUGAAGGAGGCCAUUAGACCCCCAUAGGGACGCGCCCGAUCCAGGACCACGCCCACGCCCGUGCCUGUAUGACACGAGGGUCACUGGAAAAGGGCGGCACUCGGUCAGUGUGGGCAGGACUUCGGCUUUCCUGACGGGAGACGACCCACACUCGAUGCGCUGCCGGUGACGCAAACAGUGUCGACGGCCCUCUGAGGGAGGGUAAACGCGGGUCAUUGAUGUUUGACGACAUUAUAUGAGACACAACGUUCAGUUCAGCCGUCUAACGUGGCGGUGAGCGAAACUCUGGUGUAAUAAAGAUGUUUCCCUCCCGAGGUCAUCGCGUGUUGUGUUACGUAAGAGCAACGUUUUGCUUCAACGGAGUGUUGUGCGGUACAUGCUUUUGUGCUGGGGGGAGAGCGUUUAGCUCUUCUGGAAUUUGAUGAAGCUCCAACAGGGAGAAACAUCGUCCCAAAUCAAAGCGUGUUUCGCCUCGUGUAUAUUAUUUGUUUCUUCAACGUGUUAAUUGCCCUUACUCUGUGUCCACUGCUACAAGAUGGUACAGUAGCAGCCACAAGCCUCGUCCAGGGAGACUUACUGCCCAGUCAACUCCAGGAAAAUAGCUGGGAAUCUAUCCAUCAACUACAACCUUGAGAGGUUGUCUUGUCAAGGAAAAAACAGUGUGAGAUCAGGUACUGCAUGGCUCCUGUGGUCCACAGUAUAAGGCCACUGCAUGACUCCUGUGGUCCACAGUAUAAGGCCACUGCAUGACUCCUGUGGUCCACAGUAUAAGGCCACUGUAUGACUUCUGUGGUCCACAGUAUAAGGCCACUGCAUGACUCCUGUGGUCCACAGUAUAAGGCCACUGUAUGACUCCUGUGGUCCACAGUAUAAGGCCACUGCAUGACUCCUGUGGUCCACAGUUUGAGGCCACUACAUGACUCCUGACCUCCUCAAAACCGUCGAGAAACAAUACAGAUUGGAAGACUGGAACCGUGCAAGACAGCAGACAAGAGAUUCCGACAGGUACAGCGACUUACAGACAGCACUGACUGUGCUGUAAUUAUACUCGGUUUACGUGCGACCAACAGUAACGACCUGAUUGAUCAGACCCUGAUCCACCACGAGAGCUGGUCUCAGACCGGGCCACGGGAGCGUUGACCCCCGAAACCGUCUCCUGGUAAACUCCAGACACCAUAGAUAGGUACUUCUUCAUGAUCACCUCUGAGUGCUACGACAGCGCCUUCUACAGUGUGUGCCAGUGACUCCUGUGAGGUCCUAGAAUGAUUGAAAUUAGGUUAGAUUAGCUAGGGAACAGAACAAAUGCUUCCUGUCGAGGCUGUAGACAUUUUUAUUCAAAAACUUAAACUUUCAGAACUGUAUAAAUUCCUGAAGAAGCAAUUGACAUAUUUUAUUCCAUUUCCGCAUCGCCUGUCUCUCAAAUUUCGUGCGCCAUGAAGGUUAAAACUAUGUACCCAGACACCGGUGAAAAAUGGCAGCAUCCAGUGUUGUGAUCACACGAGGGUAGGUCAGGCUAGGUAAGGUUCGUCAGGAAACAGGACAAGUGUUUCCUGACGCUGGUCUUAGUCAUAUGAUGACCCGCAGCUGGAGCUUUUGGUCAUCUGACCGAGGCCUUCCACUGGCUUACCCCUCCCCCCCCUUUAAAAAAUUAUGGUUAUAAUUAGCUACCCAGGGAACCCACACACACACACGGGAAAAUACACACAGACGAGGUGUGUUCCUCUCCAAAACACACCCAAAAUACUGCGUUGCGUGUGUCUACACACCCAGAUGGCGUCAGUGUUUGUGUACACGUGCACCAAGCAAGUGUGAGUGUCAUGUGUAAGGUAUAACAGCACCAGCUGUAGUGAUUAUGGUGACUCACUAACCUGGAACAUUUGCGGCUUACUAAAAUGAUGCAGAUAAGCUCAAGGAAGUUUAAUAAAGUAUGGGAAUUGUAACCAAGCUUUAACGACCGUAC
Cherax quadricarinatus is the source of this 2644-nucleotide messenger RNA. Its product is annotated as probable G-protein coupled receptor B0563.6. Gene Ontology annotation, molecular function: G protein-coupled receptor activity. Lineage: Eukaryota; Metazoa; Arthropoda; Malacostraca; Decapoda; Parastacidae. Gene Ontology annotation, cellular component: membrane. The record is from RefSeq and is a predicted model, not a curated record. Gene Ontology annotation, biological process: G protein-coupled receptor signaling pathway.